This is a messenger RNA of Prosopis cineraria, 1445 nucleotides long. RefSeq lists its product as uncharacterized. Gene Ontology annotation, molecular function: structural constituent of ribosome. The record is from RefSeq and is a predicted model, not a curated record. Bases 261 to 1214 code for a protein of 317 amino acids. The transcript is spliced from 9 exons. Gene Ontology annotation, cellular component: ribosome. Gene Ontology annotation, biological process: translation. NCBI's taxonomy places the organism in Eukaryota, Viridiplantae, Streptophyta, Magnoliopsida, Fabales, Fabaceae.
UAACGCAGAGGGGCUGGGAGCUGCACAUCAGUCGCUGGUCCUAUCUGGAGCACGGUACUAUUUCGUCUCAAACACUUUUGCUGCAUUGAUUCGCGUCAUUUGAUGAAUUUCAUGCUGUGGGUUUGUUAGAGAUUGCGGAGCGUACGGGUUUGAAUCUCAUCUCUCUGAUCAUUUAGUCCAAAGGUAUAAAUCAGCUUGCUGGCAUUGGAAUGUGGAGUUGGGGCUGGGCUAGAUUCUUGAUUUAGUUUGUUUAAUGAAGUAUGGCAGCUUUAAUCUCAAGAAGGCUCCAACGUUCUUUUGGUUCCUUGUAUUCAAUAGGCCAUCGUUGUUAUUCACCAAAUCCUACUCAUCCGCCAUUAAUUAAACCGGAUGAUAUAUGCAACAGUUUAGUCGGGGACAGACUGUUUUCUGCAGAACGUUCUGGCUUUCUCUCGGUUAGGUCAUUGACCUGUUCUCAUCGGCUGUUUUCAACUUCUGUUUUAACUCCUGGGUCUGGUGAUAAUACAUUUCCCUCUGAUUUGUUGUCUAAAGUGCCAGGGGCUGCUUCUGAGCGCACUAUGGGGCUUUACCAGGAUCUUUUGAUUCCAGUGACCAAUUUCCAUAAUGAAGACAAGGGCUUAAUGGUUUUAGCUGGUGAUGUUUUUGAUGUUCCUAUUAGGAAAGAUAUUAUCCAUCGUGUUGUUAGGUGGCAGCUUGCCAAAAGACAGCAGGGAACACACUCUACAAAAACUAUUAGUGAGGUCAGUGGGACAGGAAGAAAGCCUUGGCGACAAAAGGGAACUGGUAGAGCAAGACAUGGUACUUUACGAGGGCCUCAGUUCAGGGGUGGUGCCACUAUGCAUGGCCCUAAGCCCAGAAGCCAUGCCUUCAAGCUCAACAAGAAGGUCCGCCGGUUGGGGUUGAAGAUUGCUCUGUCAGCACGUGCAGCAGAAGGAAAGCUUCUUGUAUUUGACGAUUUGGAGGUUCCCAACCACAAGACCAAGAAUAUCGUGAACUAUGUCUCUCAAAUGGAAGAUACCAAGAAACUUUUGCUUGUAGAUGGUGGUCCAAUCGGGGAAAAGUUGAAGCUGGCUACACAAAAUCUUCAUUAUGUUAACAUACUUCCUUCCAUUGGGUUGAAUGUCUACAGUAUUUUACUGCAUGAUACAUUGGUGAUGUCCCGUAAUGCUGUUAACAGAAUUGUUGAGCGUAUGCACACUCCAAUAAACCGUUGAGGCAGUUUUCGGUUAUAUCUUAGUCAGAAUUAGGAAUGAUUCACCCCACCCUCCUUCCUUUCUUCUGUAAAACAUGAGGAGACCAAGUUGUAUGCGAUUUUUGUUAAUUAGAAGUUGGGCAAGUGACGCCAAAUUUGCAGCUGUGAAGCUUGGAAUUUUAGGAACUGUGAUGACUGAAUUUUGAUGAAGUUUAAUUAGAGUGCUCGUGUUUCUUGAGGCUUCUAAUCGUGA